Messenger RNA from Phytophthora infestans T30-4, 1479 nucleotides. RefSeq lists its product as uncharacterized. The coding region runs from base 1 to 1479 and encodes 492 amino acids. The transcript is spliced from 2 exons. NCBI's taxonomy places the organism in Eukaryota, Oomycota, Peronosporomycetes, Peronosporales, Peronosporaceae. The record is from RefSeq and is a predicted model, not a curated record.
AUGGUGUACCCGCGUACUGCUUCCACCCGGGCCUAUGCCAUCGCCCUGUGCAGCCUAGCAAUGCCCCUCUCCACCUCUCAGAGAGACACAACAACCGUCGUGUGCGAAGUCUCGGACGGCGACAAGAAUUUCGGCGUUCGUGUCGUCAACGAUGUCGGUUGCCUCAACGGUGGACUUGGUUGCUACAAUGACCACUGCCGCUACUGCAAGCUCUUCGAUACACCCAAGUCAACGCGGUUUGAAAGCUGCGCCUUGUUCGGAGCAACCUUCCCCACCAUGGCACCGCUUACAGCCACCACUGGUUCAUGCGAAAUCUCUGAAGGAGAUGCUGCCGCCGGCAUCGCUGCGGUGGUUGAUGCCGAUUGUUUGUACGGAGGCCUCGGCUGCUUUAACGACCAUUGUCGAUUUUGCAAAGUGAAGGAGACGCCGGAAUCCACUGCGUUCCUCGGCUGCAAUGACUUCAAUGCGUCUACGAUCGUUACCGAUGGUACGCCGACUACCCCCGCACCAACCCUUGCUGUCACAGAUGGAAAGACCUCGUAUGGAGCCUGCUCGCUUGUGGCGUCCGAGGGUGACGCUGCCGUCGGGAUCAAGAUCGUACCGGACGUUACAUGCACUAGUGGUGGUGUUGGCUGUAUUGAUGAGGUGUGUCGUUUUUGCAGAGCGACCACCACAGUGCAGUCGGCCACUUUCACAGACUGCAGCACAAUUGCUGACGUCCCCACGGAGACACCAAUUGAGCUUCCAACGGGGGUACCAUCCGUCGAUGGUACGUGCCAACAAGUUGCUGCACUGGGAGACAUCAAGGUUGGUAUCGUCAUCGUCACGGACACCACGUGUGCUACUGGUGGUAUCGGCUGUAUCACCGACGUGUGUCGCUACUGCAGGCUCGUAUACACGCGGCAGUCGGCUGCAUUCACGGAUUGUGGCAUGAUUCGUGGAACCGACGCACCAACGAAUACCCCCACUGCAAUUAUUGUUGGCACCGAGGCUCCCUCGGAAGCACCAACCAGAGCACCGGUGGACCAACCAGGGUGCCCCCAGGUAGUCUCGGCGGGUGACGCAUCAGUCGGGAUCAAUAUCGUCACGGACACGACCUGCUCAAGUGGCGGUCUGGGCUGUAUCGACACUGUUUGCCGCUUUUGCAAGACCCUCGACACGCCGCAAUCGACGACUUACACGGACUGCACAUCCAUCACCGGGUAUUCUGCUGGCGCAGUUACCACCACCGACGCCCCGACCGAGGCUCCAACGGAUGCUCCGAGUGACGCCCCAACCGAGACACCCACAAUUGCUGUCCAGCUCGCCGAAGCGUGCACUCAGGCUGCUUCCGAGGGCGAUGCCAGCGUCGGUAUCGGCCUCUUCACUGACACUUCCUGCGCGAGCGGAGGCGUUGGCUGCAUUGACGACGUGUGCCGCUUCUGCAAGCUCAAGUCCACAGAGCAGUCCGCAGCGUUCGUGGAUUGCCCUUCGACAUAG